UGGACAUACUUUAUAACCCUCCCUUCCUCUACCCAGAGUCACGAAGUGAGGAUUACUUUCAUUUUCAUUAUACAUCAGAGAUCAUGACUGAAAAACAUGAAAAUGUAGUGAAGGCUGGACUGGAUGUGGUCACAGACCUGCUUGAUAAAGUCUGUAACCUAAAAAAUGAAAUUGUGUUGAAGAAAAAUGAACUUCAGAGAAUGGAAAAAGACUUUACUACUCUUGCAAAAACGGGUCAAAACAUUGUGAAUACUUUUGCUCAGAAAGGUCAGCUAACAUUCAAUACCCUGAAGACCACCAUUGACAAAAUACUUGAUUCAGAAUCAUCUGAAGAGGAGGAAAAAGAGGAGGAGGAGGAGGAGGAGGAAGAGGAGGAGGAGGAGGAGGAAGAAGAGGAGGAGACAGAAGAAGAAGAAGAGGAGGAGGAAAAAGAUGAUGAUGAAGAAGAAAUAGGAAGAAGAGGAGGAGAAGUUGGAGGAAGAAGAGGAAGUGGACAAAAACAAGAAGAGUUAGAAGUGAAAGAAGACCCAGUGGUAUCACAGACAGUGACUUACUGCUUAUCAGUUCCUCCUAAACUCCAUAAUGAGUUCAAGCUCUGCUGCCCAGAGUAUUACCAGAGAUUGAAGAAAACCAUGGAAGGAGAGAUUUAUCCCAUAAAGGAAAAGAAUGACCGUAAACGCCAGGCUCUCAUCAUCUGUAACACUAAAUUUGAUCACCUUCGUCAACGAAGUAGUGCUGAACAUGAUAUUUCGGGAAUGGCUAAAGUACUUAAAGUCUUGGGAUAUAAUGUGGAUGUCAGAGAAAACCUUACAGCUAAGCAAAUGGAAUCAGAGUUGAAGGCAUUUGCUGCCCGCGAAGAGCACUUGCAGUCUGACAGCACAUUUUUGGUAUUCAUGUCUCAUGGCAUCUGGGAUGGUAUCUGUGGGAUAAGGCAUGAAGAGAAAAACCCAGAUGUGCUGGCCACUAAUACCAUCUUCCAAACUUUCAAUAACCAUAAUUGCCCCAAUCUAAGAGGUAAACCCAAGGUUAUCAUCAUCCAGGCAUGCCGAGGAGAUGGCAGAGGCAUGAUUUGGGUGCAAGACAAAAAAGGAUAUUCUCCAGACCAUGUCUGGUCCUUUCAAGUUAAUAGAGAGUUUAAUUUUGCAUGUGAUUCUAUUAGAAUGGAGCAUGUGGAAAAGGACUUCAUUGCUUUUUGUUCUACAACCCCACAUAACGUUUCUUGGACAAUUGAUAAAGUGGGCUCUGUCUUUAUCCAGCAACUCAUAGAGUGUUUCCAGAAAUAUGCCCACUGCUGGCACUUGGAGGAUAUUUUCCUUAAGGUUCGGAAUGCAUUUGAGACUCCAGAGAAAGUUGCCCAGAUGCCCACAGUUGAAAGAUUAUCUUUGACAAGACGUUUUUAUCUCUUCCCAGGAAUUUAAUGCUAUGAAAAGGAAACAACAGCUAUUAACAACACAGGAAAUAACAUGCUACACAAUUCUGAAGUGCCUGAUUCUUCCAGAGAGAUGCUAAAUGCAGAAUUUUUUCCAAACUUAUCUCUUCCUAUCCCCCUGCAUACACUUCUACUUUCAUACUUUUCUUCAUGCUUUUUCCUAAAAUUUGAAAUACUCAGAUUAAAUAUGAUUCUUUCAAACAUGAAGUCUGAUGUCCUCUAAGAAGAUUUUUCUAACUAAUUCACUUCUCUUCUAGUUCAAAGUACUUAAAAGCAUCUUUUCAUUUUACCUUAUCUAGUGUUUUUACUAUGACCACAACCCAUUUUUAUUGCUUAAUGUGAAAAUAUCUUAAUUUAGAAGAAUCAAUACCUUGAUGUCAGGAAUAAUGCCUUCUCUUUUUUGUCAGUGUUUUCUCUGUCUUAAAAUAAGUUUUGGCUCAAGAGGGGGACUUUAAUUGUGAUUUUUAUUUAUACCAUAACUACAACUUUUUAGAAAGAUGAUGAGUUUUCUUUUGGUGUCAUCAGACAAAAAAUUAUCACAAAAGUGAUCACUGAAUCAGUGCAUAUUAAGACCAAAGGACACUUAGAUAAUUAAGAUAGCUAUUUGUGCUUAUGAGAUAUCUGUCUCCUAAAACUCUAAAUAUCAAUUAAUUUCCAAAGGUUAUUGGGGAGAAUUUAUUAUCUGAUUGUAAAUUCUUUGAGAACAUGGUCUCUCUAUAUAACUUAGCAUCCCCAAGGACCAACAGAGUAUUUUGUACUUUAAUUAUUUGGGGCUAUUCCUGUGAUUAAAUUAUCAUGAGGAACUCGCAGUGAGGAAACUCCCUUUACCAAUGCAAAUCAGUCAAGUAGUGAACAAUUAAACCAUAACUAUUUAAUAAAAAGUAAAUACAUGGUUUGGCAAUUGACCUGUAACUUACAGUGUCAGAAAGUCACUGAAAAGAAAGAUGAUUUUGCAAGGAUCACACUGACAAAAAUCAUUCCAGUAAGGACUUGAACCUAGAUAUUUCUGCUAUGGAGCUAUAAAUAUUCACUAGACAACUUUUAUUCUUGCCCUAUACAUAAUGGCCAUUUUAAAUGUUUACUGAAUUAAAUUUGAUAAAUUUUAGAAUGGGUAGAAUGUAAUUCAUUCAUUCUAUUCAUGACAAAUUCAUAGAAAGACUAUCUGAGAUUUCAAAACAGGGCUGAGGACCUUGAUGUUGUCCUAACAUUUUUGUUAUUAUUUGCAUUAUCUAUCCAAACGAUAAGCUCCAAACUUUCUGAUUAAAUUACUUCCACAAUUCUUUUAGGUUUUGUUUUCUUUUUAAAAUAUAUUUUUAUCUUUUACUUUUAUCUCAUCUAUAUAUCUCCCAUAUUUUUCAUGUUCUAUUUUGAGGGCUAUCUUUUAUACAGCAAAUGAAAAAAAUUACAAAUCAGCAAAACAGACAAUAAAAAUGUAAUAUCUGAGAUUUCAAAAUCAUUGAUUUUCAUCUCUGCAAAAGUGGAAAAGGAAAUAUAACUGAGUUCUUCUCAAAUAUGUUCAAUAUUCUGCAUGAUAUUGAUAUUGACUUCUUGUGGUCAACCACUGUGUGAAUAUACACAUUCAUACAUACACACAUCAUAUAUAACUUUCUUACAUAACAAUGCUUUCUCUUUCCAUAAAACAUUCUUAAUAAUAUCUUCAGACUAAGUGACUUCUUUUUUUCCAUUAUCUUUGUAGCUUUUCAGCUGCUUUAUAUAUGUUAUCUCUUCUCAUCAGAAUUUUAACUUCCUUAAGGGGCUACUUUUCUUUUUGGUUCUAUUUGUAUUUGCAGCAUUAAGUACAAUACAUGUCACAUAGAAAAUCCUUAAUAAAUGCUUGUUUCUUUA
Molecule: messenger RNA, 3274 nt
Organism: Antechinus flavipes (yellow-footed antechinus)
Lineage: Eukaryota; Metazoa; Chordata; Mammalia; Dasyuromorphia; Dasyuridae
Product: caspase-13-like
Exons: 10
Coding region: 84-1418 (444 amino acids)
Biological process (GO): proteolysis
Molecular function (GO): cysteine-type endopeptidase activity
Source: RefSeq, a predicted model, not a curated record